This is a messenger RNA of Arabidopsis lyrata subsp. lyrata, 2090 nucleotides long. RefSeq lists its product as uncharacterized. The record is from RefSeq and is a predicted model, not a curated record. The transcript is spliced from 2 exons. Bases 48 to 2090 code for a protein of 680 amino acids. NCBI's taxonomy places the organism in Eukaryota, Viridiplantae, Streptophyta, Magnoliopsida, Brassicales, Brassicaceae.
CUUAUAUAAAAAAUAUAAAUAUAUAUUUGUGCUAUAUCUUUGAGAUAAUGUCUUAUGGGCAUCAUGAGAUUUAUGUUCGACGGGCAUGGAUGUAUCAGCAUAAAGAUUCAAAUGGAAUGGUGACGUCGGAGUUUGUUGAUGGACUAGAAGAAUUCUUGGAGAAUGGAAAUCAGAUGUCAUUGACGCAGGAAAGUGGUGAGAUACCUUGCCCAUGUCGAAAAUGCAAAAAUGGUAAACAUUUUUCUGUAAGAGUCGUCGGAAAGCAUUUAUAUAAUAGGGGAUUUAUACCAAAUUAUUAUGUAUGGUUUUGGCAUGGUGAGGCAAAUAUGGUGAAUGCAUCGUCUAGUGGUACUAGUUUUCAGCAUGUAGAAGAACCUCAUAUAAAUUUUGAGCAUCAGUUUGAUUAUGAUCAUCAAAGUCAUACUAGGUUUCAUGAUAUGGUCCACGAUGCAUAUCAUGAGACAUCAACAUUAUCUGAUAACAUUGAAGAACCAAAUGUAGAUGCUCAACAAUUUUAUAAUAUGUUAGAUGCUGCAAAUCAACCACUCUACGAUGGAUGUAGAGAAGGAUUAUCUAGAUUAUCACUAGCAUCUAGGAUGAUGAACAUUAAAACAGAUAAUAACUUAUCUGAGGUUUGCAUGGAUUCAUGGGCUGAAUUGAUAAGCGAGAUUUUGCCAGAGGAUAAUUUAGCUGCUGAGUCAUAUUAUGAGAUACAAAAGUUGGUAUCAAGUCUUGGGUUGCCUUCAGAAAUGAUAGAUGUCUGCAUUGAUAAUUAUAUGAUAUUCUGGAAAAAUGAUGAUCAGUUGCAGGAAUGUCGAUUUUGUGGGAAGCCAAGAUAUAAGCCGAGUACAGGGCGAACAAAAGUCCCGUACCAUCGAAUGUGGUAUCUUCCAAUAACGGAUAGGCUUAAACGGCUUUAUCAUUCAGAGAGAACAUCCGCGUCAAUGAGAUGGCAUGCCGAACAUUCACGUAUAGAUGGAGAGGUCACACAUCCAUCAGAUGCAAAGGCUUGGCAACAUUUUAACACGUAUUCUUUGUGGCCGGUAAUCGUUACACCAUACAAUCUACCGCCAGAUAUGUGUAUGCAACGGGAAUUUUUAUUCUUGAGUAUUUUGGUGCCUGGUCCUAAGCAUCCUAAACGUUCUCUUGAUGUUUUUCUACAGCCUUUGAUCUAUGAGUUACAACAACUUUGGUAUACUGGAGUUAGUACAUUUGAUUACUCACAGCAACAAAACUUUACAAUGCGUGCAGUACUGAUGUGGACAAUCAGUGAUUUUCCUGCGUAUGGAAUGCUAUCAGGUUGGACAACACAUGGCAGGUUAUCUUGUCCUUAUUGCAUGCAUCAGACGGAUGCGUUUCAACUUAAGCACGGUCGCAAGACAAGUUGGUUCGAUUGUCAUCGUCGGUUUCUUCCAGUAAGCCAUCCGUAUCGAAAGAACAAAAAGCUUUUUACGAGGAACAAAGUGAUCCGUGCACCUCCACCUGUAUAUUUCUCCGGGGAAUACUUGGCUGAGCAACUAGAUUAUUGGGGUGCUCAAGAAACGGCUAAAUGUGGGGGAAAUUGGCAUAUUCCCGCAAAUAUGCCAGAUGGAUAUCUGGUUGAUCACAAUUGGCAUAAGAAGAGCAUAUUUUGGCAACUCCCGUAUUGGAAGGAUCUUCUUUUGAGGCACAAUCUUGAUGUGAUGCAUAUCGAGAAAUUCUUUUUUGAUAACCUCAUGUAUACACUUUUGAACGUGCAGGGACGAAGUAAAGACAACUUAAAAACCAGAUUAGAUUUGCCUGAUAUAUGUUCACGACCUGAGUUGCAUCUUACAAGAGAUGGGAAGGUUCCAGUUCCAAUUUUCAGAUUAUCUGCGGUUGCAAAGUCAACACUUUUUGAGUGGGUUAAGUCGGAUGUUACAUUCCCAGAUGGUUAUGUUUCUAAACUUUCGAGAACUGCCGAGCAAGGGCAAAAGUUUUCAGGGAUGAAGAGUCAUGAUUGUCAUGUCUUUAUGCAACGUCUAUUGCCAUUUGCAAUGGCAGAGCUAUUACCUCGGAAUGUUCAUGAGGCAAUUGCAGGUACACAUGACACUAUAAUUCAACCAAACUAA